AUGGCCUCCAAAUUUCUCCAUCUCCACCCCAAGCCUUCUUCCCACUCCCCAAACCCUAUAACCCUUCCCCCUCUCAGAACCCUUCUUCUCCCCACCGCUCCCGCCGGAAAACCUCCUCCCCUUGCCGGAUUAUGUAGCCGGACCCUCCCUCCGAUGGCGAAACUCGACUCCCGUCCAGAAGGUCCCUUGCCGGACCCGUCCCUGACCAACGACGACCUCCGGCCGACCGAGCCUCACGAGAGGACCUUCUCCGGCCUCGAGAUGGCCAGCCUCUGGAUCGCCCUCGUCGUCGGCGUCCCCUCCUACUACCUCGCCGGCAGCCUCGUCGACCUCGGGAUGUCCUGGUGGCAGGGCAUCGCCACCGUCGUCGCCGCCAACGCCGUCCUCCUCCUCCCUCUCACCCUCACCGGCCACCCGGGCACCAAGUACGGCAUCUCCUUCCCCGUCCUCGCCAGAUCCGCCUUCGGCGUUCGCGGCGCCCACAUCCCCACCCUCCUCCGCGCCCUCGUCGGCUGCGGCUGGUACGGCAUCGCGACCUGGAUCGGCGGCGAGGCCAUCUUCCUCCUCCUCCCCGAAACCCUCAAACAAUCCCAGACCUUCUCCCAACCCCUCCCAUGGCUGGGCACCUCCCCUCUCGAAUUCCUCUGCUUCAUCCUCUUCUGGCUCGCCCAAUUAGGAACCGUCUGGAACGGAAUCGACGGAAUUAGGGUUUUGGAAAAAUACUCCUCCCCAAUCCUCAUCCUCUUAACCUCAUCCCUCUUAAUUUGGUCCUACGCCAACGCCGGCGGCUUCACCCACCUCCUCUCCUUAAACUCCACUCUCUCCGCCGCCCAAUUCUGGUCUCUCUUCUUCCCAUCCCUCACCGCCAACAUAAGCUUCUGGGCCACGCUCGCACUCAACAUCCCCGAUUUCACACGAUACGCCCGCACCCAAAAAGACCAAAUAAUCGGGCAGGCCGGGCUGCCCGUUUUCAUGGGCGCCUUCACGUUCGUCGGCCUUGCCGUGACCUCAUCCACCAAGAUAAUCUUCGGACGGGUCGUUUCAAACCCGAUCCAGCUUCUCGGAAUGAUUGGCGGCUUCUGGACAAAAGUCUUAUCCAUUUUAGGCAUAAGCUUGGCCACCGUCACCACCAACAUCGCCGCCAACGUGGUGGCUCCGGCGAACGCGCUGGCCAAUCUCAGCCCAUCAUUCUUCACUUUCCGGCGAGGGGCUCUGUUAACGGCCCUGCUCGGGAUUGCAUUCCAGCCAUGGAGGCUACUGGAGUCGAGCGAGAGCUUCGUGUACACUUGGCUGGUGGGCAACUCGGCUUUAAUGGGCCCAAUUGGAGGUAUUGUUCUUGCAGAUUAUUAUUUGAUUAAUGGGGCUGAGUUGAGUGUGGAGGAUUUGUACAGAUCGGGUUCGAAUGGGCGUUAUUAUUACCGGAAUGGGUACAAUUUGGCGGCGAUCGGGGCUUUGGUUGUGGGGGUUUUGCCGGUGAUUCCUGGGUUUUUGCAGAAGAUUGGGGUUUUGGGUGAGGUUUGGGAAGGUUUUGCUGUGAUAUAUAACAAUGCCUGGUUUUUCAGCUUCUUUUUGGCGGGUUUUUUGUACUGGGUGGUUUCGAGGAGGAAGAAUGAGGAUGACCGGCUGGAAUCUGAGCCGUUAAUUACCUGA
Messenger RNA from Striga asiatica, 1650 nucleotides. Lineage: Eukaryota; Viridiplantae; Streptophyta; Magnoliopsida; Lamiales; Orobanchaceae. The record is from the annotation of a GenBank genome assembly.